Penicilliopsis zonata CBS 506.65 is the source of this 1215-nucleotide messenger RNA. RefSeq lists its product as hypothetical. Lineage: Eukaryota; Fungi; Ascomycota; Eurotiomycetes; Eurotiales; Aspergillaceae. The transcript has a single exon. The record is from RefSeq and is a predicted model, not a curated record. Bases 1 to 1215 code for a protein of 404 amino acids.
AUGUCUACGGAGAAAGAGCGCCUACAAUGCCCUUCUCUCUUCAAAACUAUCCCGGAUUUGAAAUCCGCAAUCGAGGGUGACCUUUUCUUUGAAGGUGGCUCGCAUGACGCCCUUCAUUUCUUCCUUGAGGCACUCAAAGAUGACAAUACGGAUCCUUUCAUCAAAAUGGCCAUCAAAAAUACAUUCAGAGAUCCAUCUGUACGACAAAGGAUCGAGGAAUCGUGGAAACUUUCCUAUGAUUAUCACGAUGAAAAAAUCCGUCAGCAUAGGAUGGGCGAUGAAGCCUGCUAUGAUUUGGCCUCGUGGUGUUUCAAGAAUUGCUCUUUGUGCUCCAAUGGUCUCUUGGACAAUAAAAUGAUUCAGCCUUCAUCGUACUUCUUUUGGCUCGCAUUCAGCAGCGGAAAGGGUGGUUUAUCGCAGAGCGUUCUGUCUUUGGUGGACCCUGAGAGUCUUCUGGUUCCUUUUUCAACAGGUAAACCAAAUGAAGUCCAACGCACAAUGUUUACGUGGGCUAUACUGGUGCCUAAAUGCUUCGAAAUCUGCUGGGAACGGCUGAAACCAUUGAGAGAAACUGCUCUUGGUCUAAUAGGACCAACUCAAAAGCGAAGCAUAUUGGGCUAUGCCGACGUCGAACUUGCCGAAAGGCUACGGAAAGAUGGCCUAGAUCUGGGAAAUCUUGAACCAGAACAUCCUUCACUAGUUUUGCUGGAGACUUUGAGUGGGACAGAUCCAGACCCAAUGUUCAAGUGGCUCCUGGACCGCGGCUUACAACCCCCAGAAGAUCUUCUGAUGCAUGCUACUGAAUCCAACUACAUUGCUGCGGCACGUUGGCUUAUGAGUCACGGCAAUUACUCGCAGAGCUGGCGUAACGCUGCUCUGAAGGCAGCAGGCAGUACCGACCAAAGCAGUGCGGAGUUAAUGUCAAUCAUUGUCGAGGGUGCUGCUGCAGAGUUGCCCAAAGAUGCCAAGCUGUCACAAGAUCUGGUGAUAGAAGUUGUUGACAGGGCGUGCCAGGAAAAAGAAAAGUUUAACGCAAUACGGUCGGUUGAUAUAUCACAACAAGUGGCAGACAUGGAACACCUUGCAGUUCGAAAGAUAGAAGCUUUGGGUAAAGCGGUUGGAAAGGUUGAAGUUAUUGGUACCAAAAUCAAGGCUGAGGAAGCUAAAUUAGAUGGCCUUUUACAGGCUUUGGGGGAUAUGGACCUGCGUUCAUGA